AUCAUACUUCACUGUCCACUGACCAAAGCUCAAACGGUUGUGGCCUGGGAAUGGCGCGAACCUAUACCACCUGACUCGCAAGUCGCUCGAAGUCUUCCCUCGGACGCAAGUCCCAGCUUUACAGUGUCUUAUUCGGAGCCGGGAAUUUACAGCAACGGAAACGUUGAGAUUGGUCCCGACCUCCUCUGGGUACGCGUACUUGACCCCUUCUCACCUGAGGCUCCGAGAAAGCUGUGGUGCAAAUUUCGCAUGAAAUCUCUAUGGAAAACGAAGUCACUCGAUCCCUCGUACUAUGAAAUCGAUUGGGAGCUCUAUGAUCCCAUCAAUGUGCAACUGAAGAUGCUCAAUUCGUCCGAAAAGGAGUUCUACGACCACCUGGGCAGUGCAGAGCCGAGCAUCGAUUACUCCGACCUCUAUGGAAGUCUGGGCAUGGAGAAGGAACGCUCUUCUCUGCGUGAUCGUAUGGAGCUGCGCUCACAGCCCAAACUCAUCGAGGGUUACCCGGCCAAGUUGGCCUGUGUAUUUCGGCCCAUCCCCACGGUGAAUAGUGUGCGACCGGCUCAGGUGGCCUCCUGGUUUCGUGGAGACCGGUCCCUGCCGCAG
Messenger RNA from Dibothriocephalus latus, 603 nucleotides. The record is from the annotation of a GenBank genome assembly. NCBI's taxonomy places the organism in Eukaryota, Metazoa, Platyhelminthes, Cestoda, Diphyllobothriidea, Diphyllobothriidae.